Molecule: messenger RNA, 1887 nt
Organism: Telopea speciosissima
Lineage: Eukaryota; Viridiplantae; Streptophyta; Magnoliopsida; Proteales; Proteaceae
Exons: 2
Coding region: 1-1887 (628 amino acids)
Source: RefSeq, a predicted model, not a curated record
AUGCUGCCAUCGUUCUAUGGACAUCAUAAUAAAGAGCCCUAUAAGCACCUGGAUGAGUUUUUGGAAAUUUGCUCUACAGUAAAAAUCCAAGACCUCUCAGAGAAUGCCUUAAAACUGUUGCUAUUUCCAUUUUCCCUCAAGGAUAAAGCCAAGCAUUGGCUGCACUCCUUGGAUUCAGCACAAGUAACCACAUGGGCAGAAAUGCAACAGCAGUUUUUGAAGAAGUUUUUCCCAAUAGGCUGGACCAAUACCAUUAGAAGGGCCGUCACCACCUUCUCCCAGAAUAGUGGUGAAGAAUUUCAUGAGUAUUGGGAAAGACUGAAGGAACUACUUCAGAAAUGCCCCCACCAUGCUAUACCAAAAUGGCAAUUGGUACAGUGCUUCUAUGAUGGUCUUAGGGACCAGUAUCAUCAGAUAGUGGAUGCCUCUUAUGGAGGAACGUUUAUGCACAAGAGCGAGACUGAAGCACGGGAUCUUUUUGAGACCCUGAGUGAAAACUCCCAACAUAGAGCUUCAGCUUCAAGGACUGAAGUCCCCACGCUUGGGCAACCGAAAAAAGGUGGACUCUAUGAGAUCAACCAGAGUGGUGACAUAAAGGCGCAGGUUGACUUGCUGUCAAAAAAAAUGGACUACCUGCUGUCAGGAGGACCUACCCAACCCCCAUCAAUCUCAAGGGGAUUUUCUCCUCCUGAGCAAGCUGAAGCUUGUGCCCUCUGUGCUGACCCGAAUCACUAUGUGACCAAUUGUUAUUUAGCAGCACAAUAUCCUGAAUUUAUACAGGAAAAGGAAAAUACUGAGAAGGAGAAUGAGCAACCAGUUGGGGAGGGACCUCAACCGGAUAAGUAUACACCCCGAGUCCCUUUCCCUGAUGCUCUCAAAACUCCAUCCUCUCCCCCAUUUGGGAAGCAAGGAGAGGAGAUGAAGGAGAUGUUGGAUUUAUUUCAACAAGUCCACAUCAACCUUCCAUUAUUGGAUGCAAUCAAGCAGGUUCCAGCUUACGCUAAGUUUCUGAAAGACUUAUGCACUCAGAAGCGUAAGCUGAGGAACCAAACUCCCAAAACCAUACACCUCAUAGAACAGGUAAGUGCAGUUAUCACUGACCUACCCCCCAAGCUGAAGGAUCCUGGUAUAGCACUCAUCUCUUGUGUCAUUGGAGACCUCUCCAUUGAUAAAGCAUUGCUGGAUCAGGGGGCUAGUGUGAAUAUCUUACCUGGUUCUAUUUUUGAGAAGUUUGGAUUAGGAGAGUUGAAGUCCAUUAAAGUCAUACUUCAGUUAGCUGAUCGUUCUAUGAAAAGACCUCAUGGACUUCUAGAGGAUGUUCUUGUGAAGGUAGAUGAUUUAUACUUCCUAGUGGACUUCCUAGUCCUUGAUAUGGAAUCUACCUCAGCUAAGCUCCCCCCUGUCAUACUAGGGCAUCCAUUCUUGGCGACCGCCAAUGCUUGCAUUAACUACAAGUCAAGUGCCAUGGACAUAUCGUUUGGGAACAAGAAGCUUCGACUAAACAUCUUCAAUGCAUCCCUAGGACCCUACAGAGAAGAUGAGUGCUUUGCUCUGGACAUGAUUGAUGAAGUUGUAUCUCAGUACACUUCCCAGAUCCUUACUAAUGAUCCUCUACAGCUUAUGAUGUCCUUUGGGGCAGAAGACUUUGAUGAAGAGGCCUAUACUGAAGAGGUGAACGCCAUGUUAGAUCUUAAACCCUCUUCCGGGAAGCCCUCUUCUCUGGAGUCCCCUCCACAACUGGAACUCAAGCCUCUUCCUCAUACCUUAAAAUAUGCAUUUUUAGAUAAGGAAGAGACUUUGCCGGUUAUCAUAUCCUCUGAGCUUACUGAAAGGCAAGAGUCCCUCCUGUUGGAGGUUUUAUCAACUCACAAAGCCGUAAUUGGCUAG